UAUGGUGUGUUAUGGUCUAGUAUGGUGUAGUAUGGUGUGUUAUGGUCUAGUAUGAAUACAUUUCCACUGUUUUUUGUUUGACAUAUUUUUAAGUGAAAAUUCGGAGUCUGGCCAUCACUCUGUUACAAUGGAAUGGCCCUCCUACUCUGCAGUCUGUGCAUUAUAAUGAAAUCUCUGGCCCCGCCGGUGAUUGGCUACAUCGGUCACAGGGCUGGAUCACGUGGGUGAGUUCUUUGGUCCUGGGGAAAAUGGGGUUUGGUGUAAAUCCAGGGUGUAUUGCUGUCAUAUAUCACACUACCUCGUAAAAACGACACUGAAGAUUCUGGCCCAACAAAUCACAGAGAAAAAAAUAUGAGUUCUUAUUAUGUGGAUGGUCUUUUUAACAAAUAUACGGCGAGCGGUUCUUUCUUCCCUAACGCAGACCUAGGUUCGUGCACUCUUGUACCCGAUGGAGAAGGACCCGCAUCUGCUCACAACGCCGCAGCCCCUGCCUUCCCACCGUCCCUGUCCGGACUUUACAACGUGAACAAUGCAAUCUACCAGAGCCACCCGAUGUUUAGCCCUGGUUAUGGCCAGGGGCCGGCCAUUCGCAGUCUGCACUGCAGCUCCUUCGACCAGAGUCGUCUGUUCGGGGACAGCUGUGUCCAGCCGGGGCCCCUCACCUCGCCAGAGGACAAACACUACCGGAUGUACCCCUGGAUGAAAACAUCAGAUCCAAACCGAAAGCGUGGACGUCAGACCUACUCCCGGUACCAGACACUGGAGAUGGAGAAAGAAUUCCACUUCAACCGGUACCUGACCCGUCGUAGGCGCGUGGAGAUAGCACAAGUGCUCUGUCUGACCGAGCGCCAAAUCAAAAUCUGGUUCCAGAACCGGAGGAUGAAAUGGAAGAAAGAUCACAAGGACGAGUCCUCAAGCUCGACCCCAGGUGCCACCAGCGAGGACGUAAACGAGGAUGAUGACAGUGAUCCGGUAACCGACGGACAGUCCAAGGCCGAGGACGCCGAGGACGGAGAUUCCCAGUCCACCCGUGUGGCGUCAGAAACCCCUGCAAGAGGAGAUGGAGACAAGGAGGCGAUUAGAAACACUCCAUAAAUGUUCAUAUUGGUCACUAAGGAAAUGUUCAUAUUGGUCACUAAGGAAAUGUUCAUAUUGGUCACUAAGGAAAUGUUCAUAUUGGUCACUAAGGAAAUGUUCUAGAUGCCGACUUUCACAGAAUCGAUACACUCUGUUCGAUCAGAGCUUAGAAGCCUGAUUGAGGAAACGACUUGCAGGGCUGAAAUUGAGACGCACGAAUUUAAUAUAUACAAGCUAGUGAAAACACUGGCUAUAGCUAUAAAAAUGAAUAUAGCUCAAGGAAGAUGAAAGGGAACGGAUACUACCUAUUUACUCCACGCUAUUACUAUGAAAACUCAAUUUGAUCUUUGAAUGUAGAACACGUCUACUAUAAAUGUUAUACAAUAUUUAAUGUGAAUCGUUGGGAACUAUUAGAUAUUUUACUAGUGAAAUAACAUUCCUGAACAGAGAACUACCUAAGGCGACAGUUGCAUUCAUGCAAAGAAUUUACCUCCAGUUUCAAUUGACUUCGAGGAACCUUUUUCGCACUCUUCUUGUCUCUAUUUCAAAGCGAAAUAAAUGCAAAUGUUGAAUCAUCUGGUGAAUAUGGCUUUAACGUUUAACUGCAGCUUAUUAACGUUGUAUUGCGCUGCUGUCUGUUAUCAUGUCUAAUGUGGUGAGAGCUUGUCUUUUGGGGUCGAGAUUUGUAGAGAUUUGAAUAGAUAUUUGCAUGAUUUCCAAACAGCUAUCAAAAAAAUGAAUUGUCCAAUUUGUAUACCCUACCUCAGAUUUUACGUCAGAGACUAAACCUAUAGCCUAUUACUGUCUCACUGAAUUUCAACACUGCCUAAGAAGGACUUAUAAACACUGUAUUGUAACGUCGUGUUGCUAUUGUAUUUUCAUCUCCUUUUUUGCUUUCAAUUAUUCUAACUAGCUAUAGCCUAGGGUCAAUAGCAUUGUUAUGGACGUGAGUGUGUCUGCUUGCACGUGUAAGUCUGUAAGUUAGGGAAUGUGUGUGUUUGUUUUAUUUGAAUCUAGGCUAUAGAAGAGAAGCGGUCCAAUGUUCAGAAAUUAGCAUUUGUUUUGCAAUGUGACUGGUGUAAAUAGACUGCAUUCGACACUCACCGCUUUCCCUCUGCGGUAUUCAUAUUGUGACAUUAUGUAAGAUGCAAUAGUAAUCGAAUAAAAACAAGACCAUUCGGUUUGAAAAA
Molecule: messenger RNA, 2267 nt
Organism: Oncorhynchus tshawytscha (Chinook salmon)
Lineage: Eukaryota; Metazoa; Chordata; Actinopteri; Salmoniformes; Salmonidae
Product: homeobox protein Hox-A7
Exons: 2
Coding region: 352-1095 (247 amino acids)
Biological process (GO): anterior/posterior pattern specification; regulation of transcription by RNA polymerase II
Cellular component (GO): nucleus
Molecular function (GO): RNA polymerase II cis-regulatory region sequence-specific DNA binding; DNA-binding transcription factor activity, RNA polymerase II-specific
Source: RefSeq, a predicted model, not a curated record